Astrephomene gubernaculifera is the source of this 1840-nucleotide messenger RNA. The record is from the annotation of a GenBank genome assembly. Lineage: Eukaryota; Viridiplantae; Chlorophyta; Chlorophyceae; Chlamydomonadales; Astrephomenaceae.
AAACUAUAAGGAAAUAACGUGUUCUGACAAUGUUAGUACAGUCGAAGUACAGUAUUGGGUCUUGGCAUCAGCAAAGGGUCUGCGUGCUACACAUUUUUAUAUACAUUGCCCGUUGUACGCACUUUACGAAUCUCUAGUCUUUAAAGUGCUUUAUCGCUGCGGAUCCAUUUUCACUUGCCUACUUGUCCCAAACAUCCAAAAGAACAAUCCGCUCGCUAGAUUAGGCACAAAUUAUGAGACCGUGCGCAAUUGGGCAUCAGAGGUUAGCACCGUCACAACUUCCAGGGUGUAGAUUAAAAUGCAGCGUACAACGACCAUGCCGGGGGGCACCGCUCGUCUGCCGGACCGCUGCACCUACCUGGGCCGAGCCAACCGCGGCGGCGAGGCCAUCGCUAGCAGAGCUAGAAGAUGAUAUGUUGGCGUCGACGUCGGGCAUAGAUUUUCAGCCGGAGCUCGAACCGUUUAAGCGAGAGGAAGAGCCAACGAGGUCGCCCCCGAGCAUUACGGACACCGGAACGUUGCGACCGUCAGCCGAAUGGUAUCCGCAGUGGAUGCAGUAUCGGCGGCGAGAAGACAACUACGUUUUCUGGCAGGAUAAAUUCAUGCGAUGCUCAACUGAUAUCCCUUGGUAUGAGAAGCGCUGGACGGUGUUCUCCACCUUCUGGUACCUGGCCAUGCGCUUCAAAUUCCACGGCAUCCCCCCCGCGUUGCGCUUCGUGUGGUUCCUGGCGUGGCGGGGGCUGAUGUUCCGGGCGUAUGCGGCGCACAAGGCGCUCGUGCUGUGGCAGUGCAAGCUGGACGCCGCGCUGGCCUCCCGCGGCAGCAGCGGCCGGCAGGUGGGCUUCAGCCGGACCAUGGCGCUGAGGCGGCUGCACUGGCGCAACAGCGCGCUGGGGGAGCUGAUGUACGCGGUGAACCUGUACAAGACGGGGCGCAUCCACCUGCUGCCGCCCGUGGCGAAACCCGUUCCCCGACCCACCUUCUUCUGGCUCUUCUGAGCUGGAGGGGGCCUGGGAAAGGCAGGGGUAAAGGGGAAGACCCGCACCGUGUGACAGAGGUAGAGGCGGAGGGGACCAGGCGGGGUGGAGAGCUCCGGGUUUGGCGGCCGGAGCGCUGGCAGAUGGUGGAAGGUGUGGCGGCUGGAGCAGUGCUGGCAGCAGUGCUGCGACUGUGGCUGCGUGGUUGGGGGCGGUUGCGGGCUAAUGCCGUGCUCUGGCGGGCACUGUUGGAGGCCAGUAAUGAGAUUAGGAAACGGACUUGACAGUUUUUGAAGGACGUCUUACUUGUUGAGCACGGUGGACUGUGCAGGGACGUUUGCAUGGCAGGAUCGAUGAUGUGGGCUGUGUGGCCCGGGCUGGUCUGCCGUACAACUGGUUAAUGGCAUGCGUUGGCUUCUUGACACUUGGAGUGGGGACACAGAGGGCCUCGAGGUGUCCUGUAGGUGCGACAGUCUCAAUGUGGUUCGGAAGGUCCUCAAGGUAUCGGGGUGUCAGCCGUUUGCUGUUGUUUGCUAUUAUAUAACCUAUACAUGCUUGCGGAAGCAGGAACGCUAGCCCCCCCUUCCUUUUAGACAGGACGCUGUUGCCAGUGGGAUGCGGACUUGGCCCACGGGUCACUUAGGAGGUUACGGCAGCCUGCGGCUGUCCUUCCUUGAGCGAGGGUGGUGCAGGUUGCUUUGUUUUACAAGCACACUCCACUGACGGGCUUGCCAAAGGGAAUGCAGCAUGCGGAACGUCGUACAUGUUGGCCAAUGCCACUUCAGAGGGUUGCACUUUAAGCGCCACGCAUUCAGCAACUUGGAUGGGUUGGCUCUGGUACGCUAUAUAACAUGAUCCAAGUA